Poecilia latipinna (sailfin molly) is the source of this 1137-nucleotide messenger RNA. RefSeq names its product homeobox protein Nkx-2.2-like. Gene Ontology annotation, biological process: cell differentiation; regulation of transcription by RNA polymerase II. The record is from RefSeq and is a predicted model, not a curated record. The transcript is spliced from 2 exons. Gene Ontology annotation, cellular component: nucleus. Lineage: Eukaryota; Metazoa; Chordata; Actinopteri; Cyprinodontiformes; Poeciliidae. Gene Ontology annotation, molecular function: DNA-binding transcription factor activity, RNA polymerase II-specific; RNA polymerase II cis-regulatory region sequence-specific DNA binding. Bases 386 to 1009 code for a protein of 207 amino acids.
AUGCUGUCACCACCAGGCGUGACAGGUUGAACUGUACUGUCUCUCUGAACGGUUCUGAUCCGGUUCUGCACGGCUUCCUGUUGCUCUGACCCUGAAUAUUCAUCAGAACCGAACCGAACAUUCCUCCCGGUUACCCCGGUCCAGAUAAGAAGCGGACCAGUUCGGCCUCCAGCCUGACAUGAUGAUGAUGAUGAUGAUGAUGAUGUGACCUUCCUCCUCCUCCUCUUCCUCCCUCUUAAAGCGCCGCGGCGCCGCAGCGACUCAGUCCGACCCGAACGCCGAAUCCUUCAUGGACCGAACCGCGCGGAGUUCCGCUGCUCUCUAACAACCCGAACUGGACCCGAACCCGAACCGAACUCGGACCAGUUCCUUCUGCGCCUGCGCCAUGCCGUCCGGCUCCAGAGGGAGAACCGGAUUCUCAGUGCGGGAUCUUCUGGACCUUCCGAACCCCACUGGAGGAUCCGGGUCCGGAACCGAGGAGGAGAGCUCCAGGGAGGAGCCGGAACCGGAACCGGACCCAGAACCGAAGUGUUGGAGCAGGCGGAGCCGAGCAGCAGAGUCCGGAACCGGCCGACCCGGUGAGCAUCCCGGCGCUGCGGCUCUCGGUUCGGCCCAGAAGAACCGGAAGAGGCGGGUUCUGUUCUCCAAGGCGCAGACCUCGGAGCUGGAGCGCCGGUUCCGACAGCAGCGGUACCUGUCGGUUCCGGAGCGGGAGCACCUUGCGGGCCGGAUCCAGCUCACCCCGAACCAGGUCAAGAUCUGGUUCCAGAACCACCGAUACAAGAUGAAGCGCGCGCACGCGGAGCGCGGCCAUGAGGCGCUGCCGCCGCUUCCGGCGCGCCGCAUCGCGAUCCCGCUGCUGGUUCGGGACGGGAAGCCGUCCGUACCGCUGGAGGUUCGGUCCGGGUUCGCCCUGCCGCUGUGCGCCUUCUCCCCGCUGCUGCGCGCCGCCUGUGGGCCGGACCGGACCGGACCGACGCCGCUCCUCUAUCCCUGGAGCUGGACCUGAGCCCAACCGGACCGAACUUUCCGCUCUGACUGUUUGGGUCCGCUCCGGGGCCCGGUUCGGUUUGUUCUCUUUCCGUGUUCAGUUUAUUUAUUGUUUGUGGUUCUGAAUAAAUGUGAGGAAGAUUCUGA